This is a messenger RNA of Mesorhabditis belari, 327 nucleotides long. The record is from the annotation of a GenBank genome assembly. NCBI's taxonomy places the organism in Eukaryota, Metazoa, Nematoda, Chromadorea, Rhabditida, Rhabditidae.
AUGACAAAGACGUGCGCUAGUCGGGACGCAAUCGCACAGCUGGCGACGAGCGGCAUGAAGAACUCGUCGAUCGCAUCGAGGCUUGGGGUGGCUCUGAGGACCGUCCAGAAGAUCGUAAAGCAAUGGAAAGAUGAGGGGCAUGUUCAGUCCAAGUCCGGAAGAGGACCAAAGAGGACCGUUAACACCCGAAAGAUGCGUGGGAUCAUCAAGAGGAGGAUCGAGCGAAAAGACGAUCAUGCAAAUUAUCUCCGCCGCAUCGUCGAUUCUGUAAAGAAGCGAAUUGAAGCCUGUAUCAAAGCGGAUGGAGGCCACUUCGAAAAUUUCUUG